This is a messenger RNA of Anolis sagrei ordinatus, 1196 nucleotides long. It is a transcript of the gene ZMAT2, whose product is annotated as zinc finger matrin-type 2. Gene Ontology annotation, cellular component: U4/U6 x U5 tri-snRNP complex; spliceosomal complex. The record is from RefSeq and is a predicted model, not a curated record. Gene Ontology annotation, molecular function: zinc ion binding; nucleic acid binding. NCBI's taxonomy places the organism in Eukaryota, Metazoa, Chordata, Lepidosauria, Squamata, Anolidae. Gene Ontology annotation, biological process: mRNA splicing, via spliceosome.
GAAGUACGCUUUACGGCAGGCCCCAGUUUGCGCGACGUUUUCCGGCUUCCGGGACGCUUCACAGGCAAGAUGGCGUCCGGCAGUGGGGCUAAAAACUUGGACUUCCGUCGGAAGUGGGACAAAGAUGAAUAUGAGAAACUUGCAGAGAAACGUCUUACAGAGGAGAGAGAAAAGAAAGAUGGCAAGCCAGUACAACCUGUCAAGCGCGAGCUUCUUCGGCACCGAGAUUACAAGGUGGACCUGGAAUCCAAACUGGGGAAAACCAUUGUUAUCACAAAGACGACCCCUCAGUCUGAGAUGGGCGGGUAUUAUUGUAAUGUCUGUGACUGCGUAGUGAAAGAUUCCAUCAACUUCCUGGAUCACAUCAAUGGCAAAAAACAUCAGAGGAACCUUGGUAUGUCCAUGAGAGUAGAGCGCUCUACAUUGGAUCAAGUGAAGAAGCGCUUUGAAGUGAACAAGAAAAAAAUGGAGGAGAAGCAGAAGGAUUAUGACUUCGAGGAGAGGAUGAAGGAGCUCAGAGAAGAGGAGGAAAAGGCCAAAGCCUACAAAAAGGAAAAACAGAGAGAGAAGAAAAGGAGGGCGGAAGAAGACUUGGCGUUUGAGGAGGACGAUGAAAUGGCAGCCGUGAUGGGAUUCUCUGGCUUUGGCUCAACCAAGAAAGGCCACUGAUAAGCCAUGGACUUUCCUUUGGACUUUGGUUGUUUCUGUCCAGGUGAUGCUUGAGAGACCCUUGGAAGACUUUGCAGUGAAUUUGUAUCUAAACAUCCUGGUAGACGAUGGCUGCAGGAGCUGGGAGGCAAUCCCAUUCCUUCUGUGCGGGGCUGGCUAUGCCUUGCCAUCACUAGUACCUUCCUGCCUGCAAAGAUAGUGUCACACAUUGACUGUAUGGUGGUAAACCUCAAUAUUGAAUAAAGAACUUUAUAUUAGCAUCUCCCCUCUCCUAACCUCCUUGCAAUACUUUGGGAAAAAAAAAACCCUUGUCGAACUUGCUCCUACUUUUUUAAUCUUUUCAUUGACUGUGAAGCAUGGAGCUGGAUGUCCCUUUAGAACUCUACAUUUCUUGGCUUUGGUUGCAGCUGUCAUUUCCCUUUAAUGAGUUCUGCUUGCUUCUCACUUUGUGUUGUGUGGCCCUGUGUGCACGAGAGACAUUCUGCUAGGUAUAUAUAUUUUUUCUGUUAAUAAACUGAUAAAAAUCA